Molecule: messenger RNA, 959 nt
Organism: Salvelinus sp. IW2-2015
Lineage: Eukaryota; Metazoa; Chordata; Actinopteri; Salmoniformes; Salmonidae
Source: RefSeq, a predicted model, not a curated record
ACAGCCAGAUCAGAUCUCAGCUUGUCUUUCUCUUGCAUUCGUUGGAUAUCCACUGAGGGAAGAUGCAGAACGGCACGGAAGGAAGCAACUUCUACAUCCCCAUGUCCAACCGGACUGGGCUUGUAAGGAGUCCUUUUCUAUACCAACAGUACUACUUGGCGCCUCCAUGGCAAUACUAUGGUCUUGCCUUCUAUAUUUUCUUCCUGAUCUGUUUUGGAUUCCCCAUCAACGGUCUGACCUUGUAUGUCACAGCCACAAACAAGAAGCUUCGGCAACCCCUUAACUUCAUCCUGGUCAACUUGGCUGCAGCUGGAAUGAUAAUGGUCCUCUUUGGAUUCACCAUCACCAUCACAUCUGCUGUCAAUGGUUACUUCAUCUGGGGACCAUUGGGCUGUGCCAUUGAGGGAUUCAUGGCUACACUUGGAGGUGAGGUUGCCCUGUGGUCUCUGGUAGUGCUGGCUGUCGAGAGAUACAUYGUGGUCUGCAAGCCCAUGGGCAGCUUCACGUUCACCUCCACCCACGCUGGUGCUGGUGUUGCAUUCACCUGGAUAGCUGCUAUGGCUUGUGCUGCUCCCCCACUGAUUGGCUGGUCCAGGUACAUCCCAGAGGGCAUGCAGUGCUCAUGUGGACCUGACUACUACACCUUAGCCGAAGGCUUCAACAAUGAAUCAUAUGUGAUCUACAUGUUUACCUGCCACUUCAUAUUCCCAGUCUGUAUGAUCGCCUUCACUUAUGGAAGUCUUGUCCUCACAGUCAAGGCGGCUGCAGCUUCCCAGCAGGACUCAGCAUCUACCCAGAAAGCUGAGAAGGAAGUGACACGUAUGUGCAUCCUGAUGGUUUGUGGUUUCAUGAUCGCCUGGACCCCCUAUGCCCAUCCCUCCCCCCGGGUCAUCGAUGGCCAGACAGCGUAUAUGGUGAGACGCUUCCUGAGGAUUCGACAACGGAGCAGGGGUUUCUAG